Messenger RNA from Rotaria sp. Silwood2, 1347 nucleotides. NCBI's taxonomy places the organism in Eukaryota, Metazoa, Rotifera, Eurotatoria, Philodinida, Philodinidae. The record is from the annotation of a GenBank genome assembly.
AUGAUGAUGAAAAAUGGUGGAAGUUAUUAUCCGUCACCUUAUAAAACGACACCUUUCAAUGGAAUGCUCAAUAAUUUUGGUGUAGGAUCACAUGGUGUUCCAUCGUUUUAUAACUUGCAACUUCAACAAGGUCCACAACAACAGCAACAACAACAACAACAACAACAAAAAACUAAAAAGCAUUUAAUACAUGAACAAAGUCAUGAUACAGCUCCAAAUAUUCUUUCAUUUAAAUUAUAUGAUUUGGAUACAACUGAUAAUAAUGAAAUAAUUCGACUUAUAUUUUCAUUUGCUGAUGUUUCAUAUAAAAAUAAACGUUUAAGACAAGAUGAAUGGAUUAAAAUAAAAGAACAUAUGUCAUUUGAACAUUUGCCUAUUUUACGUAUAAAUCAUGACUUUAAAAUUUUUCAAUUACAUGCUAUUAUACGUUAUUUAGCAAGAGAAUUUCAUUUAUAUGGUACAGGUCAACAUGAUCAUGCUAUUGUUGAUAUUGUUUAUGAAACAAUUCGUGAAUUUCAAGAAAAAAUUUCUCAACAAAAUAAUAAUUCAUCAAUUAAUCAUGAACAAACAUUACAUCAAUUAAUAAUAGAUAUUUCAACAAUAUAUUUAAAACAAUUAGAAAAUUUUUAUGAAAUAUUUAAUCGUCAUGGUCCAUUUUAUUUAGGUUCACAUAUAUCAUUAGCUGAUUUAAUUGUCUAUGAUACAAUAAAUUAUUUAAUUAAAAUUGAUACAAAAUUACUUGAUAAUUUUUCUCAUUUAAAAGAAGCAUAUCAACGUUUAGAAAAACAUCCAAGGUUAUUAAAUUAUUUGAAUACAAAAAAUAAUAAUAAUGAAAUUAAAAAACAUCAUAAAUCUCCACAUUCACAUCGUCAUACAACAAAAUCACCUGUACCAAAUGCACCGCCUCAUCAGCAUCGACAUCGAUCACAUGAAGGACAUGAAUUAGGUCACCGUCAUUAUCAUCAUCGUCAUCAUCAUCAUCAUCACCAUCAUCGACAUAAUUCGAAAGAACCAACACCACUUUUACAAACGAAACAACGAUCAAUAAUAUCAUCAAAAUCACCUACGAUUUCAAGAAAAGAUAUAGAACAGCCACCAUUAGUUCCAAAAAAGAAACAACCAUCAGUAAGAUCAUCACAAUCACCUAGUGUUUCAACGAAAGAUAUUGAACCAGCACCACCACCAGCUCCACAAACCAAAAAACGAUCAAUAAGAUCAUCAAAAUCUCCUAGUAGUUCAAGAAAAGAUAAAGAACCAACACCAUUACGAGCAACUGACGUUAUACCACCACCGCCACCACCACCAACAAUACCGCAACCACCACCGCCCCCCAUCAAUUAUCACUGA